AUGAGAAUCAAAGAAAACAGCCAAGACAAGCUGAGGCGUUACAUUCGAGCACCCAAGAGGUUUCUAAGAAAGGCUAGAGACUUCUAUGUGGAAAGCCUGGUGAAUUUUGAUGGAAGAGUUGCUGGCGUUGGCAAAGUGAUGGGCGGUCCUCACCCACCAUUGGCCAAGCACUUUGGCAGUCGCCCACGGAAAAGUAAGGAUAAAGAUGAGCUCAUGGAGCUUUUCGGGUCAAUAUCUAGGUGGAAUAUUGGGAGUAAAGAAGAGACUGAUCCAGUUGUUUUUCUCCAUGGGGGUCCAGGUGGUGGAACAUCACCAAGUAAUCGGAGAUUCUUUGAUCCUGAAUUUUAUCGGAUCAUUUUAUUUGAUCAGCGAGGUGCUGGUAAGAGUACACCCCAUGCUUGCUUGCUGGAGAACACAACAUGGGAUCUAAUUGAAGACAUUGAAAAGCUAAGAGGACACCUAGAAAUUCCAGAAUGGCAGGUGUUUGGUGGGUCAUGGGGAAGCACACUUGCUCUUGCAUACAGCCAAUCACAUCCUGAUAAGGUUACUGGAAUUGUGCUUAGAGGGAUCUUUUUGUUGCGGAAGAAAGAGAUUGAUUGGUUUUAUGAGGGUGGUGCUGCAGCCAUAUUCCCUGAUGCUUGGGAGCUAUUUAAGGAUCUUAUUCCAGAGAAUGAAAGAGGAUGUUUUAUCGAGGCCUACCAUAAGAGAUUAAACUCCGAUGACAAUGAAACACAAUUUGCGGCUGCCAGGGCAUGGACCAAAUGGGAAAUGAUGACUGCUCAUCUUCUUCCAAGUGAGGAGACCAUAAAGAGAGGGGAUGAUGACAACUUUUCUCUGGCAUUUGCGAGGAUUGAGAACCACUACUUUGUAAACAAGGGAUUCUUUCCUUCGGAUUCAUACCUGUUAGAUAACAUUGAAAAGAUCAGGCAUAUAAAUGCUGUAAUUGUACAGGGAAGAUAUGACGUUUGCUGCCCCAUGAUGUCAGCAUGGGAUCUUCAUAAAGCUUGGCCACAGGCGGAUUUUAAGGUGGUUCCAGAUGCAGGACAUUCUGCUAACGAACCAGGAAUAGGAGCAGAACUUGUAGCUGCAAAUGAGAAGAUGAAAAAUAUUAUCAACAGAAAUUAG
Molecule: messenger RNA, 1125 nt
Organism: Ilex paraguariensis (yerba mate)
Lineage: Eukaryota; Viridiplantae; Streptophyta; Magnoliopsida; Aquifoliales; Aquifoliaceae
Source: the annotation of a GenBank genome assembly